ACAAUCAGUUACAAACAGGAAUAGGCUCUCACAUGUAAUUGGGGAAACUCCAAAUUUCAUUUAAAGCUCCAUGCAGCAGAUCCUGUCUUGUGUGGAAACCCCAGUAACGAGAACACAAAGGCACAACAUUCUGUAGCAAUCAAACAGAAAAAAAUGAGUGAUCGAGGAGGAGAAGAAGUGACUUCAUCCUUCAACUGGUCAUCAGUUCCAAACCAGAAGAAAGUCAAUAAUUUGACUGACUGUGUGCGGAUUGACAGCUCAGCCCACCCCUUCUUCUUGGUGGUCUACACUCUGGUGUUCCUGGUGGGUCUCCUCCUUAACGGUUUCAUCAUGUUUUACUUCUGCCGAGCUCAGCAGAAGCCAUCCAGCAACACAAUGAUCUACCUGAAGAACUUGGUGGUUGCCGACUUCCUGCUCUCUCUCAGUCUCCCCAUCCGCAUCACUGACUACGCCACCAGCUCUGCCACCAUCCACCAAGUCAACUGCAACUUUGGCUAUUCCAUCCUCUACCUCAACAUGUACGCCAGCAUCAUGUUCAUGGGCUACAUAGCCGCUAGCAGGUAUCUGAAGGUAGUCCAACCUUUAGGGACUCAUAUCCUUCAGUCAGUGCCGGUCGCUCCCAUCAUCUCCACGGUAACCUGGGUUUUCUUCCUGGCUAUGACAUGCAUCUACAUCAUAGUGUCGUUCAACACUCAGAAAUCUUUUACCUCUGACCCAGUGAGCUGUCAAGGCAUUCACAGUGGCAAGCACAUCUUGCUCUAUAACAUCCUACAUAUCUCCUCCUGUGUCAUGUUCCUGUCUGUUCUGGUCUCUCUGGUCUUCUUUUACUACAGCAUCUCUCGCAGGGUGUCGCUGGCGCAACAGAGGCACCCGGCAUCCUCCAACUCCAAGAAGCUUGCAAAGUCGCGCAGAAACAUGUUAGUGCUGGUCAUUGUUUUCUGUUUUUGCUUCGUCCCCUACCACCUGGUUCGCCUUCCCAAAAUUUUCCUGUGGGGGUAUUGUUCAUGGACCAAGGUUUUGUACUACGGAAUGGAGGUUACUGUCAUAAUGUCAUCUCUCAACGUCUGCUUGGACCCAGUCAUCUACUUCAUCCUCUGCAAGGGGUUCAGAACCCAUCUUAGGCUGGGAGUGGUGCGUGGAAACUGAUAAUUACCGCUUAUAACAUUUUAACUGCCAGUACCGUAAUAAACUAAAUGCAAUAACUGCAAAUUGAGUAAU
Messenger RNA from Etheostoma spectabile (orangethroat darter), 1218 nucleotides. RefSeq names its product P2Y purinoceptor 14. The coding region runs from base 154 to 1146 and encodes 330 amino acids. Lineage: Eukaryota; Metazoa; Chordata; Actinopteri; Perciformes; Percidae. Gene Ontology annotation, biological process: G protein-coupled receptor signaling pathway. The record is from RefSeq and is a predicted model, not a curated record. The transcript is spliced from 4 exons. Gene Ontology annotation, molecular function: G protein-coupled purinergic nucleotide receptor activity. Gene Ontology annotation, cellular component: membrane.